Messenger RNA from Synchiropus splendidus (mandarinfish), 5362 nucleotides. It is a transcript of the gene znf687a, whose product is annotated as zinc finger protein 687a. The transcript is spliced from 11 exons. NCBI's taxonomy places the organism in Eukaryota, Metazoa, Chordata, Actinopteri, Syngnathiformes, Callionymidae. The record is from RefSeq and is a predicted model, not a curated record. Bases 145 to 3876 code for a protein of 1243 amino acids.
AGUAGACGUCAAUCAAGAAACAGGAAGCGCAUACAACCGUGGAGCUCCCACUGUCGGGUGAUUGAUGACGGAGAACUUGUGCGUCCGAAAGGAAAGUCUGGUGUCAACUUCGCCGCUUUCCAGGCGCUGAGCCUUCUGCUUGCGAUGGGAGACAUGAAGACCCCAGACUUUGAUGACUUGUUGGCAGCGUUUGACAUUCCUGACAUUGAAUCUAUUCAUUCAAGUCCAGAGGUAGACAAUGUGGCAGUGAAUGACACUGAUCCUUCUCCCGCACCUUUUCGAAAUGACCCCUCUGCUGUCAGUGUCAUCGUAAAGAACACGACAGAGUCCUGUGAAAAUGAGCCGACGAUGGUCAAGGAUGAUUCAAAGGGGAACAUACUGUCAAACAGUGACAUAAAAGCUGAGACUUUCUUAAGUUUAGAUCAUGUGGAUUCACCAACGGGUGCCAAACUACACACCGAUAACAGCGAGGCACCCUUUGCUGCCAAUGGUUUUGAAGGUUCCUCCAGUGAUCCAGCACAGUCAGAACAUUUGCCAUUCAAGUCCUUAUCGGAGAACAGUGAUGGUCACUGUAAACAGGUCGAUCAAUCCCCUCAGCUCACGACAGAUGUCAUUAAACAUUUUAAACAUCUGUAUCCAAAGAACUCGACAGAUUUUAGUCCUAUAUCACCUGUUCCCUCCCCAAGCCCUCAACGUUCACCUCCAUCCCCCAAGAGAGAGGAGGCUCACCUUCCUGAUGACUUGCCGUCUGCUGCAGCAUCUGACGGCAGCAGUGCUAAACCAGUGAGUAAGGAUGUGGCACACUACGAGGAUGACGACUCUGAACCAGACUUUGGAAGUCCACUGGUGAUCCAAGAAAGCCCGGACUUUGUGAUGGCGUCUCCAAAAAGACGGAGACAUAGGAGACGAUUUUCAAGCGAAACUGAAAACGUGUCAUCUGUCUCGCAGCCUUCUCAAAUGUCUCUUCCAUGUGAGGACAAAGUCACCACCCCAAGUUUACCCCCUCCUGCUCCCUCACCUCAGAGUCCUCAAAAUACUGCUUCUGUAGCCAACACAGGAUCUGUAAUACCCCAAGCAGAGAAAUAUCCGGAGCAUGUCAUCGACGAAAGGGAUUCACCUGAGAGCCCACCCCCGAGUGAGACGGGCAUGAUCCCACCGAGAAGCACCAGUCCAGAGUUGGCUGCAACUACUGAUCUGUCAAUGGACCACAUGAGCCCGGACCACCAGGAUAAACCCAUGGAUGACAGACCUAGUGAUGUAGAAGUGUCCAAUGCCGCCAAAGAGUUGACUGAAAAUAUUGUGCAGCUCAGCGAAGUAAACAAGGAAGAUGGGGCAACAGAAACGAGAGAAGCCACGCCCACAAGUUCAGCUGUUUUAGAUACAACGCAUGUACUUCCACUGAAGGUUAAGAUUAAAGUGCCUAUGGGCUCCCUCACAAAAUCAGGAGCCAGUACCGUGUCGAAAAAGACCGGAAAGAACACUUGUAAAGCUGCUGGUGGGUCAAAGUCACUCCCACCUGAUGACUCAAGACUAAGAAGUGAGUUAACACACCACCUGUCCCCUGCAGUCCUUCAGGACGCUGCUACGCUGAAUGGACACAACACGGCUCAAGACAAGGGUUUGCCCACCAAGCCCCCGGUGUCAUCCACUGCUGUUAUCAUCACCAGAAGCGCUGCGCUUCCCACCGUCUCUGCCGCGUCAUGCCGGGUAAGUGGGCUCAACCUGCUCAGUCAGAAGGCUCUAAACAACGGGACGACGUCGGCUCGACCCGCUUCCAUCGUCAACACCACUGGGGCGACCAUAUCCAAGAACCAGACCAAUUUGGUGGAGUCCUUCAACAAAAUCCUCAACACCAAGAACCUGCUGCCCAGUUACAAGGCAGAUUUGACGGCUCCUCCUGCAGAGUGGGGUCUCCCUUUGCCUGCUCAGGGCUACCGCUGUUUAGAGUGUGGGGACUCCUUUGCGCUGGAGCAGAGUCUGGCGCACCACUAUGACCGCCGCUCACUGAGAAUCGAGGUGACCUGCAACCACUGUGCCAAGCGUCUGGUCUUCUUCAACAAGUGCAGCCUGCUUUUACAUGCCCGCGAGCACAAGGAGAAAGGCCUGGUCAUGCAAUGCUCCCACCUGGUGAUGAGGCCCGUACCUGUGGAGCAGAUGAUCAGCCAACAUGGUCCAGCCACCAAAGGACAAUCUGCUGCCAACACCACCAAGCCUCUUCACUCUGUCUCAACCAAGUCAUCGGAAUCUCUCCAGUACAUCAAUAACAAAUGUUCCGAGUGUCAGCUCCAGUUCAGCAGCAGGGAAGAGGUGGUGCAACACUUCCAAGAAGUGCAGCCUUCACAGAACACUGCGUGUGCCGAGUGCUCUCCCCCGAUGCUGCUGCCCAACAGCUGCAGUGCUGCAGCUCACCAACGUGUCCACCAGCGAAGCGCCCCCUUCGUGUGCCCGGAGUGUGGCGGCACCGCAAAGCAGGAGACUCUCCAGAAGCAUUUGGAUGAGACGUGUUUGCACUUUUCUCGACGGAUCGGCUACAGAUGCUCCAGUUGUCUGGUUGUUUUUGGAGGGUUGAACUCAGUCAAGUCUCACAUCCAGCAGGCUCACUGUGACACCUUCCAUAAAUGCCCCAGCUGCCCCAUGGCUUUCAAAUCUGCCCCGAGCACGCUGAGUCACAUCACUGCCCAGCACCCGACACUCACCGGAGCGCAGGCCAUGCUCAUCUACAAAUGUGUCAUGUGUGACACCGUCUUCACACAGACCUCAGUCCUCAGCGUCCACUUUGAAACCCAUCUAACCAACCAGCAGGUGCACGUGUUCAAGUGUCCGGAGUGCACCAAGCUGUUUUCUCAGAGGAGCUCCCUCCUCGAUCAUUUCAAGAUGCACCAGGCGGCAACACAAGACUCGGAGCCGUCUUCUUCUCCCCUGCAACCGACUACGUUCAGCUCUGCUGAGGAAGAACCGAUGGAUCAGGACGCAGAGGAAGAGAAGUCAGAGAAGGUGAAGGCACCGUCCGGCUGGAAGUGCGCGCCCUGCCAGACACGGUUCUCAGAUCGCCAAGACUUUAUUGAACACAUGGCUAAGGAGCACAGCAAGAUCCUCAAGAAGUUCCCUUGCAACAAGUGUGACAGCUCUUUCACCACCACCUCCAGCAUGAGGCGCCACAUCCGAGACAAACACAAGGUGGUGAACCGAGUCUUCCGCUGCCAGUUCUGUACUGAGGGGAAGAAAACCUUCAGCAGCCGGGCCCUGCUGGACCGACACGUGCAGCUCCGACACAGUGGGGAAACACAGGAUGGAAAGGCGGACAGCUCCUCAGCCAAGUCUGCUGGUUUACGGGCUCGACGUAGACGGAGAAGAGAUGUGAAGGUGGACCAGGCCGAAGAGUCCUCAGACGCCGCCAGCCCUGACAAGAAGCCACGGCCCGCCUCCUCCUCUCAGCCCGAGUCUGGAUUCCGCUGCGCUCCCUGCGGCUUCACCACAGAGGACCAGCCUGCUUUCCUGGAACACAUCAGCCAGCACCUCCAGGCGGCACCAGAGGGCAGUAGUCAGCAGUGUCUGCAGUGCGGCGCCUGCUUCACCUCCACCUCUUCACUGGCGCGACACCAGUUCAUCACUCACAAAGUGAAGGACGCCGCCGCUGAUCAAAUGAGCGGCGGGCGAAUUGCCGCUUCCCUUGUGAACAGCAGGGGUGUGGAUGAGCUGAGUUCACAGGGAGGGUCGGCACCGGCGUCCCCCUCCUCUCAGGGGAAGGGGGAGGAGGACAAACACGCCUGUAAGGUUUGCAAGAAGAGGUUUGAGAAGCCGUCAGAUCUCAACACACACUUCAGAACUCAUGGGAUGGCUUUCAUUAGCGCCAGGAACUCUGGGAAAUCCACCUGAAGAGAGGACGGGCCCGAGUCAGCUCAGUGUGACGCCCAUCUCUAACCAAAGAUCAGAAAGUAGUCAAGCUUGGUUAGUGUGACCAGUUCAGCGAGCUUGUGACUAUUGGUGUCCAGAACUCUGCUGCCUUUCUGGAUAUAAUUGAGCUCAGUUCAAUAUCUUGAAUGUGUAUCUGAGCCAGGACACGGACCAAGACCUCAGUCCCUCUGCCCAGUCCUCUCUGGGCCACUGGGUUUCUGUGGCAGAAGCGGCGGCUCAGUGUCUCUCUCUACUGAAUGUAAACAAGGAGCCAGAUCUGGAACAGACUUCUGGAUUUGGUGACAGUGAUUAAGGGAUUGAGGAAAACCUGCUUCUGUCUUCGAUCAUUUCAAGAAUUUCACACACCUUUCUGUGCAUCUAACAUUUGCAGUUCCUGCUGUUUUGAGUUUUGCGUUUGGAUGAAAAGUAUUUUAGGAGUGAUAUUUGUGUUCUAAAUCACUGCUUUGCUUGAAAAGCUUAUCAUGUUGAUACACUUUAUUUGACAGAUGAAAGUGGUAGCUGUCUGUGUGUGUGUGAUCCAGUGAGAAUCAGAUUUUAUAACAUUGAAUUAUUGAAAAUGCAACACAGGGUCUUGGUGGAUGUGGGCUCAGUAUUUGGUGAGUCGUGUGUGUCACAGUCACUCACAUAUUUCACUCUCAAAUGUACUUGAAUUAAAGACUGUCUUACGGUCAUGUCUUUGGGUGACACACUGUAGAUCUUGCUCAGUUUCUUUGUCUCACCGUCUGUUCAUGAAUCUGUCUUGCUUUCUUUUCCCCUGUCUUACUGUCCUUUUGACGGUAACUGCCUCUUACACUGUCUCUCAGUUCUUUCUCGCUCCCUCAUCGUCACUCUGAAGCCCAUCUUCUCCACAUCCGUUUCACCCUGUUUUUGUUCCUCUUUCACUUCCACCCCUCUCUAAAGUGCAGGCCUGACACAUUUGUCACUUCAUCAUUCAGGUCUGCUUCUCGAUAAGUCAUCAGUGAAGGGUUUCAGAAGUCACCCACCAACUACUGAGCUCACAUCUCCAUCAGAACAACGUCAUAUUCAUUAUUCACCCACGUAAAAAGGACGCCUUCAUGGUCAUGCUGUGUCACGUUGAGGGCUGUUUCUGCUCUGCUCGGGAGUCGAUGUAGCUCUGUGCGCUUCAAGUCUCAGGGCAGCACUCAGGUUCCGGUGUUGACUUUUCUGUGAUCUCACUUUGCUUGCAUGUACAGAGCUGUACUAAUCUGCCAUAACAUUAUGACCACCUGCUUGAUAUUUUCUCUCCUUUGCUGCAAAGACUGCAGCCUUUAUUUCAUCUGCCGUGGUCAGUACCAGUCCAAAACUAAAAAUAUUUCCCCUUCUUAACCGCAGGACGGGUACUGACCACUGCAGACUAGGACAACACCUAGUAGCUGAACUGUUCCUGGAGUUUGAUUGACAGGUUGUGUAUCUCGCACUCGGUAAAUGCAGAUGAUAAAAAUAAAAG